UCCCGGCUGCGGCUGGGUCCCCGCGGGAUACGCGCCCGGUAGGGGGCGCCCUGGACCCGCUGGCUCCCUCCGCCCACGGGAGGCGGCCACGGCGCACCAAGCCCGGGGCACUCGAGCGCACAGCCCGGCGGGCCGCAGCGGGGAGGUGCGGAGCGCGGCGAGGGCGGCUGCGGGAGCCAGCCGCCGCCCCUGCGCUCCGGGGCUGCGGGGCGCAUGGGGCGCAGGGGACUGGGAACCUUUGCAGGCUGUGCGCCCGGCCGCCUGCUGCGGUGAGACGCGGCACCGGACGCCUCCAGAGCCCGGGCAGUCGGGAGUAUGACCAUGGCUGGGGGCCGGCGGGGACUGGUGGCCCCGCAGAACACGUUUCUGGAGAACAUCGUGCGGCGGUCCAACGAUACUAAUUUUGUGUUGGGGAAUGCCCAGAUAGUGGACUGGCCCAUCGUCUACAGCAAUGAUGGAUUCUGCAAGCUCUCUGGCUACCACCGGGCAGAAGUAAUGCAAAAAAGUAGCGCCUGCAGUUUUAUGUAUGGAGAGCUGACCGAUAAGGACACCAUUGAAAAGGUGCGCCAGACCUUUGAGAACUACGAGAUGAAUUCCUUUGAAAUCCUGAUGUACAAGAAGAACAGGACACCUGUAUGGUUUUUUGUGAAGAUUGCGCCAAUCCGGAAUGAGCAGGAUAAAGUGGUUCUGUUCCUCUGUACCUUCAGCGACAUAACCGCAUUCAAGCAGCCAAUCGAGGAUGACUCAUGCAAAGGUUGGGGGAAGUUUGCUCGGCUGACCAGAGCUCUGACAAGCAGCAGGGGUGUCCUGCAGCAGCUGGCCCCCAGUGUACAGAAGGGCGAGAAUGUUCACAAGCACUCACGCCUGGCAGAGGUCCUGCAACUGGGCUCAGACAUCCUGCCCCAGUACAAGCAAGAGGCGCCAAAGACCCCCCCUCACAUCAUCUUACACUAUUGUGUCUUUAAGACCACGUGGGAUUGGAUCAUCUUGAUCCUGACCUUCUACACGGCCAUCCUGGUCCCUUACAACGUCUCCUUUAAGACCAGGCAGAACAAUGUGGCCUGGCUGGUGGUGGACAGCAUUGUGGACGUCAUCUUUUUGGUGGACAUUGUCCUGAAUUUUCAUACCACCUUUGUGGGGCCAGCGGGGGAAGUGAUAUCUGACCCCAAGCUUAUCCGCAUGAACUACCUGAAGACGUGGUUUGUGAUCGACCUUCUGUCCUGUCUGCCCUACGACGUCAUCAACGCUUUUGAGAACGUGGAUGAGGUUAGUGCCUUUAUAGGUGAUCCAGGGAAGAUUGGUUUUGCUGAUCAGAUUCCACCACCACUGGAGGGGAGAGAGAGUCAGGGCAUCAGCAGCCUGUUCAGUUCUCUGAAGGUUGUGCGCUUGCUCCGUCUCGGGCGAGUGGCACGCAAGCUGGACCAUUACAUCGAGUAUGGAGCUGCGGUUCUGGUCUUGUUGGUGUGCGUGUUUGGGCUGGCUGCCCACUGGAUGGCCUGCAUCUGGUACAGCAUUGGGGACUACGAGAUCUUUGACGAAGACACCAAGACGAUCCGCAACAAUAGCUGGCUCUACCAGCUGGCGAUGGACAUUGGCACUCCAUACCAGUUCAACGGGUCUGGCUCGGGCAAGUGGGAAGGCGGGCCAAGCAAGAAUUCUGUCUACAUCUCCUCCCUGUACUUCACCAUGACCAGUCUCACCAGCGUGGGCUUUGGGAACAUCGCCCCGUCCACAGACAUUGAGAAGAUCUUCGCGGUGGCUAUCAUGAUGAUUGGCUCUCUUCUGUAUGCCACCAUCUUUGGGAACGUGACAACCAUUUUCCAACAGAUGUACGCCAACACCAACAGGUAUCAUGAGAUGCUCAACAGUGUCCGGGAUUUCCUGAAGCUCUACCAGGUGCCCAAGGGGCUGAGCGAGCGGGUCAUGGACUACAUCGUGUCCACCUGGUCCAUGUCCCGAGGCAUUGACACAGAGAAGGUCCUGCAGAUCUGCCCCAAGGACAUGAGAGCUGACAUUUGUGUGCACCUGAACCGCAAAGUGUUCAAGGAACACCCCGCCUUCCGACUGGCUAGCGAUGGCUGCCUCCGGGCCCUGGCCAUGGAGUUCCAGACUGUGCACUGCGCCCCAGGGGACCUCAUCUAUCAUGCUGGGGAGAGUGUAGACAGCCUCUGCUUCGUGGUCUCCGGCUCCCUGGAGGUGAUCCAGGAUGACGAGGUGGUGGCGAUCCUAGGGAAAGGAGAUGUGUUUGGAGAUGUGUUCUGGAAGGAAGCCACACUUGCACAGUCCUGUGCUAAUGUCAGGGCCUUGACCUACUGUGACCUACAUGUGAUCAAGAGGGACGCCCUUCAGAAAGUGCUAGAAUUCUAUACAGCCUUCUCCCACUCCUUCUCCCGGAACCUGAUUCUCACCUACAACCUGCGGAAGAGGAUUGUGUUCCGGAAGAUCAGCGACGUGAAACGGGAAGAGGAGGAGCGGAUGAAACGGAAGAAUGAGGCCCCCCUCAUCCUGCCUCCUGACCACCCCGUCCGGAGACUGUUCCAAAGGUUCCGUCAGCAGAAAGAGGCCAGAUUGGCAGCAGAGCGAGGGGGGCGGGACCUGGAUGACCUAGAUGUAGAGAAGGGCAACGCCCUCACGGACCACACCUCAGCCAACCACAGCCUGGUGAAGGCCAGCGUGGUCACCGUGCGUGAGAGCCCUGCCACGCCUGUGUCCUUCCAGGGGGCCUCCACCUCCACAGUGUCAGACCAUGCCAAGCUGCACGCUCCAGGAUCUGAGUGCCUCGGUCCCAAGGCAGGCAGCGGUGACUGCGCCAAGCGCAAAGGCUGGGCCCGCUUCAAAGAUGCCUGUGGGAAAGGGGAGGACUGGAACAAGGUCUCAAAGGCAGAGUCCAUGGAGACGCUGCCCGAGAGGACAAAGGCGUCAGGAGAGGCCACGCUGAAGAAGACAGAUUCCUGUGACAGCGGCAUCACCAAGAGCGACCUGCGCCUGGACAAUGUGGGCGAGGCUAGGAGUCCCCAGGACCGGAGCCCCAUCUUGGCGGAGGUCAAGCAUUCUUUCUACCCCAUCCCUGAGCAGACGCUGCAGGCCACAGUCCUGGAGGUGAGGCAUGAGUUGAAGGAGGACAUCAAGGCCUUGAAUGCCAAGAUGACCGCCAUCGAGAAGCAGCUCUCUGAGAUACUCAGGAUACUAAUGUCCAGAGGGUCUGCCCAGUCCCCUCAGGAGAUGUGUGAGAUCUCCAGGCCCCAGUCUCCAGAGUCAGACAAAGACAUUUUUGGAGCAAGUUGAGAGGAUCAUUGACAAACAAACUAUCAAAAAUCAAAGACAAAAAGCCCUUGCCCUCGACGCCCCUCACCACACCGCCCACAUGACCAACAAUUUUCAAAAUAAGCUUUUCCUGUCAGGAAGUCAAAGUGGGACCAAAGGGCACGGUGUGGCUGUGAGGUCUCUGGAAAAUAUAAGCAGGAACGCGGCCAGGCGCCCACCCUGCAAGAUGGCAGUUGCGUUUCACCAACUCCUGAGAGCUGGGGAAGAAGGAGCACGCCGUCAAUCUGAAGAGUGCUUCCUUUAGAAUGUCUUACCAAUGUGAUGGAAGCCAGCCCUGGAGACACUGGUGGGAGAGCCCCAGGAACCCCUCGGGAACAGCCCUCUGAAGACCACACCAGGCACCGGGACUUCUGGGCCUUCACCACCCCUGUGCAGCCGUGUAUGACGUCACCACCUGUUUUUCUAUUCUCGUCAUUUCUAACAAGCUCUCGUUAAGGGGAGCCUGACGGAUGGGAGAGCCUUCCCACUUUGUGGCAGAGGUGGAGAGUCUGGUACUGUACCACGGACAUGCGGGCUGGGCUCCUCAGGUUUCCUUGCCCAGAAGAGGUGAGGCCAGGGUAAGCUGAGAGGGCCCUCAGCUCUGAGCGGGCUCUGUUGUGUGGUCCACAGCCUGCUCUGUGGGAUGGUUGAUGUGGAUGCUCCCAGCUCCAGAUAACCCCCUGGCACUGAGCCAAGCUAUAGACCUCACAACGUGGGACUCUCUGCUGCUUCUCCCUCGUCCUCCUCCUGAGCUUGCCCAGGGUGUGGGGCAUUUAAGAAAGGGGCAGGAGCCCGGCAAUGCUUUCCUAACAAAGCAGACACACACACACACAACCUCAAAAAUGAAUGUAGCAAGUACUAGCUUUCUAUUUUGAUUCUCAUGGGAUGUUUGUCCAGUGCAUGGGAUCAUUCAAGGUCACAUGGGAGCCACAGUUAGCCUUAUUUGAAAGUCAACCUAUUUCCUACUCUAAAAAUAAUGGCAGGACCAUGAUUAUUCUCUUAGGGAGCUG
Molecule: messenger RNA, 4313 nt
Organism: Alexandromys fortis (reed vole)
Lineage: Eukaryota; Metazoa; Chordata; Mammalia; Rodentia; Cricetidae
Gene: Kcnh1
Product: potassium voltage-gated channel subfamily H member 1
Exons: 11
Coding region: 316-3285 (989 amino acids)
Biological process (GO): regulation of membrane potential; potassium ion transmembrane transport
Cellular component (GO): plasma membrane
Molecular function (GO): delayed rectifier potassium channel activity
Source: RefSeq, a predicted model, not a curated record